This is a messenger RNA of Apaloderma vittatum (bar-tailed trogon), 865 nucleotides long. RefSeq lists its product as uncharacterized. The record is from RefSeq and is a predicted model, not a curated record. Lineage: Eukaryota; Metazoa; Chordata; Aves; Trogoniformes; Trogonidae. Gene Ontology annotation, cellular component: cytoplasm; cilium; nucleus. The annotation marks the transcript as partial. Gene Ontology annotation, molecular function: ATP binding; protein serine/threonine kinase activity. Gene Ontology annotation, biological process: intracellular signal transduction; cilium assembly; intraciliary transport. The transcript is spliced from 2 exons.
GCUAAAGGAUAUAACCAGGAAAAACAAAGGUUAUUUGUUCAUCCUCGUUACCUCUUACUACAUUAUUACCUAUUACUGCACCUAUGGCAGUGUGUUGAUGGGGAAAAGCAACGAGUCAGGAGAACUUGUGGCUACCAAAAGAAUGAAAAGGAAGUUCUAUUCUUGGGAUGAAUGUAUGAAUUUGAGAGAAGUCAAGUCUCUGAAGAAGCUAAAUCAUGCCAACAUAAUUAAAUUGAAAGAAGUCAUACGAGAAAAUGACCACCUUUACUUUAUAUUUGAAUACAUGAAGGAAAACCUAUACCAGUUAAUGAAGGACAGAAACAAGUUGUUUCCUGAGUCAGUCAUCAGAAACAUGAUACUAUCAUAUUUGGAGAACUCUCCUCCGGGUCAGUGGUCUCCACGUUACUCGGAUCAGCGGAUGCUUGGGCCAUGUCUGCCUCUCGUCGCUCAGACUGCAAGGACAGAAGCACAAGUCAGCAACACUCCGGGCUGCAGGCGAGCACAGCGACGACACGCAACCACCUCUAAGGCAGGUGGACAGAUGAGGAUGGGACAGAGGGAACUGCACUCCAGGCUUCACUCAGUGCAGGAUUUUACCACCUCACGUCCGAUGGCAAAACGCUUUGCGCUGAUCCGCCCGAAGCACGACACCCCACCAGUGAGAACCACCACCGGAAGGGUGGGUGUAGCAGACCGUAAGGCACGCCAAAGGUUGUCCCUGCGCACACCGGAGCCACCUUCAGAUCCCCCCAAACCUGAGGCGGCAGCUGGGAACCAGGAAGGUUCCCUCACCUCUUCUCACAACACAGCCAAGACAAAGACAACCAACCGUGCACAAUACUCUGCAACCCAAACUAUGUCCUAG